AUGGCCAACAAUAAAGUGCUAAAAGUAUUAUUCGUGCCGAUCCUCAGCGGAGGUCACGUGUACUCCAGUAUCGGUGUCGCAGAGCGACUGAUACACAGCGGACACGAAGUGCUGUUUCUGGUCAACGAUUUCUGGUCGGGAAAACUGACCAAAUAUGGCAUUCGAGAGGUAUUGUUGGCCAAAAUUGACUCACCGUUUGAGACCAACGGUGCGACCGAUUUGGCCAAACAUAUGAUAGCGAGGGGUUUGGUUGGCGGCGAUUCGCCCCUUCAGAAGGCCCAGAGAGAGGCAACAUUUGUUGAGUUGUGGACAAAGCAUAUGAAACAAUUUGACCCACAGUUUGAGCGCCUGUUGCCCACCAUUCAGCCCGAUCUUAUUGUAUUGGAUCAGUUCAUGACGUGGCCAUCGCUGGAGUUGUCGGCCAUACCGUGUGUGUGGCUCUGGGGUAACGGCCCUCUCAUUAUGGUUGACGACGAGAAGGCACCGCCACAUGAGUCAGGACUGUCCGCUACGGGAGACCAGAGGUUAUGGCAAGAGUUUCGACAAGUGGUUAGAGACGCCACAAAAGACAUGUGGCGAGCGUUCAACGACUGGAUGGUCGGCCGGGGCUGCGAACCACUGCCCGAAUACGCGAUUCAAAACCCAUCGCAUUAUCUCAAUAUAUACGGCAUUCCCCAUGAGUUGGACUAUCAGGACAUCCGUCCGUUGGGCCAUAAUUUUGUUCGCUUUGAUAAUUUUAAGCGCACCGAAAGUGACCUGACUUUCGCUGUGCCGCCAGAGUUGGCUGAAAAGCCGGGAGCGUUGGUCUACUUCUCUCUCGGCUCCUUUGGUGCGGCAGACGUGGCAAAUAUGCGCCGACUUUUGGCCAUUUUGGCCAAAUCUCCGCAUCGUUUCAUCGUAUCGAUGGGUCCGUUGCAUAACGAGUACACUCUGGCCGACAAUAUGUGGGGCGAGGAAUGGGUGCCGCAGAUACGAGUGCUGCCACUCGUGGAUCUGGUCAUAACACACGCCGGCAUUAAUACUGUCUGCGAAACCAUGUUCUUCGGCCGACCGAUGAUAGCUAUGCCUCUGUUUAGCGAUCAAUACGAUAACUCACAGCAAAUACAGGACACGGGCUUUGGUCGACGACUGGACGCAUACAAGUGCUCAGAGGAGGAGCUGUUGGCCGCGAUUGAGACUCUACUCAACGAUAGAGAAAUGGCUGAACGCGUGGCCAAAGUUUCCCGGAGAAUACAAACCGACAAUAGUUUAGCAAAAUUGCCGCAAAUUAUUGAGGAUUUUGUCCAAAAUCGGCGCAAAUAUAUUGAGUAA
This is a messenger RNA of Medioppia subpectinata, 1311 nucleotides long. The record is from the annotation of a GenBank genome assembly. Lineage: Eukaryota; Metazoa; Arthropoda; Arachnida; Sarcoptiformes; Oppiidae.